AUGGCACUAAUGCAAGUGCCUCAGAUUGAUCAGCUUGUAAUUGUCGAUAGUGCACCAAUUGAUGCUCGCAUGUCAAAAGAGUUUGAUAAUUAUGUCGAAAUAAUGAAAAACAUUGAGCAAAUUGGAGUCGUAAAACAGAGUCAAGCUGAUGAAAUAAUGAAAAUUCCAGAAUCAGAAACAUACAAAUUUCGCAUUCCACUAGACGUGCUUGGAAAUUCGCUUAAAACAUUGCACGGAUUCCCUUUUGAUCCUGCUCGUCACACUUUUCAUAAAAGUACACUUUUUGUUGCUGGAACCAA
Molecule: messenger RNA, 299 nt
Organism: Racocetra fulgida
Lineage: Eukaryota; Fungi; Glomeromycota; Glomeromycetes; Diversisporales; Gigasporaceae
Source: the annotation of a GenBank genome assembly